Molecule: messenger RNA, 4146 nt
Organism: Topomyia yanbarensis
Lineage: Eukaryota; Metazoa; Arthropoda; Insecta; Diptera; Culicidae
Exons: 1
Coding region: 1-4146 (1381 amino acids)
Biological process (GO): DNA integration
Molecular function (GO): nucleic acid binding
Source: RefSeq, a predicted model, not a curated record
AUGGCGAACAUCCCCGUUCCCGCUCCGCUUAAGUUGGGCGUAAAUGAUAGUGAGGCAAUAAAAAUAUUCAGGCUACAGUGGACUUACUACGCGCUUGCCACGCAAGUAGCGGAAAAACCGGCUAAUCAACAAACGGCAACAUUGAUGGCGGUUAUGGGUGUAGAAGGUGUGAUGCUAGUAGAGGAAUUACAACUGAUUGAAGCGGAUCGUGCGACACCGGAUGCGAUUUUGAAGAAAAUCGAGGAUCAUCUGACUCCACAACGGGACAAGCGUAUGGAAAGAGCGGAGUUUAAUACAAUGUGUCAAAACGAUGAAGAAAAAAUAGAAGAGUUCGUGAAACGUCUCAAAAAGAAAGCGACAGAUUGUGGUUAUACAGUGGAGGAACAAAAAGAACUGUUGAAAGAUCGGUUGAUUGCGGGAGUUCGAGAUCACCAGAUAAGAAAAGAGUUACUCAAAGCUGGUGAUAUACCACUGGAUGAUAUGGUGAAGAAAAUCAAAGACCAUCAGCAGAUAGAGGAACUUGCGAAAAAAUAUGAACGUAUGACGGCAGUCAAUGAUUCUUCGAGAGACACCUUCAAAUUGACAACAACAAAGCGGAUGGAAAACAACUGCAGAUACUGCGGGGGAAAACAUCAGAAGGAUAAAAACAAGUGUCCUGCAUUCGGUAAGCAGUGCCUCGAAUGCGGCAAGCUCAAUCACUUCAAGAAGGUCUGUCGAGCGAAGACAACGAAGAAGAGAUUCAGGAGCAAAAAUGUGCGGCAAAUGGAAGACCAUGUAGGAAGCACGGAGAGCUCUGACGAUGAAGAAGAAUUCGAGUUCGUCGAUAUCGCGAAGGUCGACAGUGUGGAUACAAAAGACGCUGGCAGAAUCAUGGUACAACUGAAAGUAGUGGAUGGCACUGGAACAAUUAAGCCGUUGGAGAUACAAGUUGAUACAGGUGCGAGGGUGAAUGUACUGUGCUACCGUGAUUUAAAGCGUGUGUCGGCCAAGGUAAAAAUACGCAGCACAAAGAUUAAAUUGAGGUGCUACUCUGGAAGGAUCAUCAAACCGAAAGGUAGAGCAGAAUUAGAUAUCAAACUGAAGGAUGGAACCAAAACGCUGACAUUCCUGGUCGUCAAGAAAACGCGACCGCCUUUACUGUCAGCGCAGUCAGCUAUAGAUCUCGGUAUCAUUAAGGUCCAUGAUAUAUAUAAUGUGAAUUCACUACAUCAAGAUUGUGACGAACUACUACGUAAGUACAAGGAUGUUUUUGAAGGUGACGGUGUGUUCCGUGGAAAAUUCAAAAUUGAAGUUGAUGACUCCGUUACAGCUGUUCAACAAAAGGCCCGACGGAUCCCCCUCGCAUAUCUCCCAGAGCUAAAGCAAAAGAUUGACGAUUUGGAGAAACGAGGAAUUGUGGAACCAGUGAACAAACACAUGGAGUGGUUAAGUAAUCUGGUGCUAGUGAAGAAAGGCAACAAAAUGCGGCUGUGCCUGGAUCCGGCAGAGCUCAACCGGGCUGUUAAACGAGUCAAUCACCAAAUCCCCACCAUAGAGGGACUGCUUCCGGAAUUCGCUAAGGCUAAGGUGUUCAGCGUACUCGACGCCAAAAACGGAUUUUGGCAUUUGGAACUGGACGAAUGUAGCUCGGAUUUAACAGCUUUUUGGACACCAAUGGGCGUAUAUCGUUGGAAGCGGAUGCCAUUUGGUAUUUCGUGCGCACCAGAAGUUUUUCAAAAGGCGCAACAACAGAUUUUUGCUGGUCUUCGAGGCGUACGUUGUUUGGCUGAUGAUGCAGUGGUAUUUGGUUGUGGAGAUACUAUGGAAGAGGCAAUGCUUGACCAUAAUCGAAAUUUGGAGGAGGUACUUCAAAGAUGCAGAGACAGAGGACUGAAGCUGAACCGAGAAAAAGCGAAAAUUGCGUUGACAUCGGUACCGUUCUUUGGACAUAUUUUAACCAACGAAGGAGUGAAACCGGAUCCCGGAAAAAUAUCAGCUGUUGUGAACAUUCAUCCUCCGAAAAAUAAGAAGGAAUUACUGACAUUUUUAGGACUUGCAACAUAUCUGGGACGAUUUCUACCAAUACUGGCUGAAGUUAGUGCUCCUCUUCGGAAACUGACCCGAGACACAGCAGAAUACAUCUGGGAUGAGGAAGCAGCAGAUGCUUUUACACGCAUAAAAAAGUUGGCGACAGAGGCACCAAUAUUGCGUUAUUAUGAUCCCACAGAACCUCUCGUGAUUCAAUGCGAUGCAAGCAUGUUGGGUGUUGGAUGUGUUUUGCUUCAAGAGGGUCGACCAGUGUCUUACGCUUCUCGAACACUCAACAAGACGGAAAGCAACUACGCUCCCAUAGAACGCGAAUGUUUGGCAAUCGUGUUUGCGUGCAAAAGAUUUGAUCAAUAUGUAGCCGGACGGUUUGUCGUAGUAGAAUCAGACCACAAACCUUUGGAAGACAUUUUCAAAAAGCCGAUUACGGAUGCACCGCUCAGACUUCAGAAAAUGAGAAUGACGUUGCAGCGAUACGAUGUACUUGUUCGAUAUCGGAAAGGUAGUGAGAUGCAUAUAGCUGAUUUGCUGUCUAGGACUGCCACGGAAACGAAUAAAUUUCCAGGAGGAAAAGUGGACACAGCGUUUCAAGAGAUCGCAGACAUUAAUGUAAUGGAAUUUAUUAACAUUUCGGAUGAACGUUUUCAAGAAAUUUCGACAGAAACCAAGAAGGAUCUCACUUUAAGCAAACUAUCGCAACUGCUCAUCGAAGGAUGGCCAGAACGAAAAUCUGAUCUUGAUGACGAAAUGCACAUUUACUGGACAAAUAAAAACGAGCUGUCAACGCAUCAAGGAAUUAUCUUCAAAAAUGGUAGAGUAUUGGUACCAAAAAGUCUUCGGAAGAAGAUGUUAGACAACCUGCAUAUUGCGCAUUUGGGGAUUGAUUAUACUAUACGUGCAGCAAGGGAGUCUUUCUUCUGGCCAGGAAUGAGUGAUCAGGUCACAAACUACAUAAGAAACUGUGAAGUGUGUAUGGAGUUUAGUGGACACCAAUGUAAACCUCCAAUGACAACGCACCAAAUACCAGAGUAUCCAUUUCAGCGGGUUAAUAUUGAUCUGGGCGAAAUAAAAACAGACAACAAGAAGCUGACAAUAAUGGUAACAGCAGACAGUUAUUCGGAUUUUGUGGAAGUGGAUUUUUUGAGCGAUACCAAGACAAAAACUGUUGUGAGCGCAUGCAAACGCAAUUUCGCACGGCAUGGCAGUCCUGAAGUAGUGGUUACCGAUAACGGACCGCAGUUCGAUAAUGAGGAAUGGCUUAAGUUUGCACAUGAAUGGGAUUUUGCACCAGUAACGUCAUCUCCAUAUCACGCUCAAGGCAAUGGAAAAUCAGAGUCAGCAGUAAAAUCAAUGAAACAGCUCUACAGAAAAUGCACAAAAAGCGGAACCGAUUUUUGGAGAGCUCUACAGCAGCAUCGCAACACUCCGAACUCCAUAGGAUCAAGUCCGAACCAGAGAUUAUAUUCCAGGGAUACGAGAAAUACAGUACCGGUCAUCACAAAUCGUUUGAAACCACCUAAAGCACUGCAGGUGGAGGAAAGUAUUCGUCAUAAGCGAGCUAUCACCAAGGUGAGCUAUGAUAAAAAUUCAAGAAAGCUACCAGAUUUGCAAGUCGGAGAGAAUGUACUGGUUCAACGCAGGCCGGAUCUUCAAUCAGCAUGGGAGCAAGCAAUUUUGUUGCGGCGACUCGAAGAUCAAUCAUGUGAAGUACAAAUGAAAGAUGGAGCAGUAUAUCGCAGAAGUGCUGUGCACGUGAAGCCAGGUAAACGAGUUCAAGGCAGUAAAACUGAAAUGCAGGCAGAAAACACACAAAAUUUGCAACUAGAGCCGGUGGAAAAAUCAGUUCGGCAGGAACCAAUGGUUGAACGCGAUGAGGAACAUAAUGUAUCGGCAGAGUCGCGGAAGCAGCGUGUGUUUGAACGAUAUACAUAUAACAAGGUAAACUCGACUGGAAACAAAGGUAUAUUAGCUAACCAGAAUCGAAAGCAUCCCCAUGCGUUGGAUAUAGAGGGUCAUCUCGAUUCAACCGUAGAGGAGAAUGAGGUCGCGUCAACAUCUUCUUCAGCUCGACCUAGGCGAGAGGUAAAGAAACCUGCGAGGUUCUCAGAUUAUGCGAUGUAA